AUGGUGACGAUCUGUACCUACAAUGCACGUACACUUGCAUCAGAGUCCUCGGUAGAAGACGUGCUCAUGCAAGCAAGAAGGAUAAAGUACGACGUCACCGGUAUGUCUGAGACGAGACGAUGCCACCCAUUCAACACCGUCUAUUACACUGGAGAAAAACUGUUUCUCGGAACAUGUGAGACAAUAGAGGUGUCAGCGGCGUCGGCAUUCUGGUCAGCACGAAUUUGUCCAUGA
Angiostrongylus costaricensis is the source of this 234-nucleotide messenger RNA. The record is from the annotation of a GenBank genome assembly. Lineage: Eukaryota; Metazoa; Nematoda; Chromadorea; Rhabditida; Metastrongylidae.